UCAGAUUCAUUAUAACAAAAACUAAAUACAUUUCGUCUUGUAUAACACCGCUAAAUACAAGAAUUUGUAAAGUAAAUUAAUGGAAAAUCAAUUCAAUCCUAUCGAAAUAUAUAAUAGAAAUUUAUUUUAAACAAAUUUAUGUGGAAAUUAGGAACAAUUUUGACCUUAAUUUGAGAAAAAAAUUGGUAGGAGGAACGAAGUCGAGCAAUGGAGAAAACUGAGAAAGUCAAUGGCUUAUUAUCGGAGUAAUUGUCUGCUGUAUUAACUUCCCUAAGGACACUCUGGAAGAAUGUCCCACCAUCAUGGAACGGUCUUCUCGAUCCUUGUGGCAGUAACUGGGAAGGAAUUACCUGCAAUGGUUCCCGGGUGAUUUCGAUAACUUUAUCGAGCAUGGGGCUCGAGGGCAGACUGUCAGGCGAUAUAGGAGGAUUAACUGAACUACAAACCCUUGACCUAUCCUAUAACAAGGGACUCACUGGUACUCUUCCUGAAGCCAUCGGGUCAUUAACAAAACUGACAAACUUGAUCCUGGUUGCCUGCAAUUUCAUUGGCAAAAUUCCAGAUGGUAUAGGAUUUUUGACAGAGCUGAAAUUUUUAUCUUUGAAUUCUAAUGGUUUUAGUGGGACAAUACCAAGAUCAAUUGGCAGGCUUUCCAAGCUCUAUUGGCUUGAUCUAGCUGAAAACAAGCUUACUGGAACUUUACCCGUCUCUAACGGGACUACACCUGGUCUUGAUAUGUUACAUCAAUGCAAGCACUUUCACUUUGGAAGAAAUCAACUCUCUGGUUCAAUCCCCUCAAAGCUUCUCCAUGAAAAUAUGACUUUGAUUCACUUGCUUUUGGAUAACAAUCAGUUUGAAGGCAGUCUCCCUCCAACCGUAGGUUUAGUGAAAUCGAUGGAGGUUUUACGAUUGGAUUGGAAUAAGUUCACCGGGUCUAUCCCUUCAAACAUCAGCAAUCUUACUAACGUCACUGAUUUGCUUUUAUCCAACAACGAACUGUCCGGGACUUUGCCUGACCUCACUGGCAUGAACAUUACCAGUUACUUAGACAUGAGCAACAACACUUUUGAUCCAUCUGAUGUUCCGUCAUGGUUCACUGCCUUGCCAUCUUUGACUACAUUAAUCAUGGAAGACACUAAACUUCAAGGUGAAGUUCCAGUUGAAUUAUUUAGCCUCCCUCAGUUACAGAAAGUGGUAUUAAAGAAAAACAGGAUCAGUGGCACAUUUAAUAUGGGUACUAAACCUAGUUCACAACUUCGAACAGUUGAUAUGCAGAACAACAAUAUCAGUUUAUACACAGCGGGACAAAAAAAUGAUAUCCAACUAAUUCUUUUCGGCAAUCCAAUUUGUUCGGAAAAUGUUUCCGAAGAGAAAUACUGCGCUCAACCUCAGCAAUCCAAAGUCUCAUAUGCAACUCCGCAAGAUUGCACACCCGAUGCUUGUGAUGCAAACAAAAUAUCCAGCCCUAAAUGCCAGUGUGCUUAUCCAUACACCGGAACCCUUGUAUUUAGAGCCCCUAAAUUCUCCGACUUGGAAAAGUCCUCUUACUAUAAAGACUUAGAGAACAAACUAAUGAAAACCUUCAACUCCGAAAAGGUUCCUGUUGAUUCGGUGUCUAUCAGUAAUAUAAGCAGAACUCCAUCAAAUUAUCUUCAAAUGACCUUACAGGUGUUCCCUCUGGGUCUAGAUCGCUUUAACAGGACAGCAGUAUCAGCUGUCGGCUUCAUACUUAGUAAUCAAACUUUUAAACCACCGGAUUAUUUUGGUCCGUUCUAUUUCACUGGUAGUAUAUAUACAACCUUUGCAGUGGAAUUUAUACGUGAACAAAAGAAAACACUCAGCAUGGCUGCUAUUGUUGGGAUUGCGGUUGGAGGUGCUGCGUUAUUGUUAACACUGUUGUGCGCUGGUGUUUUUUUUUUCUGUCGUAAGAAGAGGGCUGGUAAAACCGGGGAGGCGACAAAUAAUUUAGGCCUCACGUCAGCGUCAUCGUGGGUGUCUCCUGGGAGUUCUGCUAGCAGUUUGCCUUUGGCAGGUUCAAGGGUGUUUUCACUCGAAGAGAUAAAGAAGAUGACUAAUAAUUUCUCAGAACUUAAUGUCAUUGGUUCUGGGACCUACGGGAAGGUUUACAGGGGUACACACACAAAUGGGCAACUAGUUGCUAUUAAAAGAGCAGAAAAAGGUUCAUCACAGGGCGACCUUGAGUUCAGAACUGAAAUCGAGCUUCUUUCAAGAGUUCAUCACAAGAACCUGGUCAGACUUUUUGGUUUCUGUUUGGAGAAAGGAGAACUCAUAUUGGUCUAUGAGUAUGUACCAAAUGGUACUCUGAAAGAUAGUCUCUCAGGAAAGUCAGGAAUAAGAUUAGAUUGGAGAAGGCGAAUCAAGGUAGCUGUUGGUGCAGCAAGAGGUCUGGCUUACUUACAUGAACUUGCUAACCCACCCAUUAUACACAGGGAUAUCAAAUCGAACAACAUCCUGCUUGAUGAAAACUUGAAUGCUAAAGUUUCAGAUUUUGGAUUAUCCAAAACUCUGAUUGAUGUUGGAAAGGGUCAUAUUACCACUGAAGUGAAGGGCACAAUGGGAUACUUGGAUCCAGAAUAUUACAUGACUCAAAAGUUAAACGAGAAAAGUGACAUAUACAGCUUCGGGGUGCUGAUGUUAGAGCUCAUCACAGGGAAAGCACCAAUCGACAGAGGAAGGUACAUCGUUAGAGAAGUAAGGAACGCCAUUGAUAGAGCCGAAGAUCUUUAUGGCCUUCAUGAGUUUUUGGACCCGAGUAUUGGUCUAGGAACCUCGUUAAAGGGGUUCGAAAAGUAUGUGGAUUUAGCUCUCACUUGUGUCGAAGAAUCAGGACCGGAUCGUCCUAUCAUGGGAGAGGUCGUUAAACAACUCGAGGAGAUAUUACAGAUGGCUGGUUUGAAUCCUUAUAGUGAUUCAACAAAGAGUUCUGAUACAUUUCCUCGAAGGAAUUCGAGACAUCUUUAUGGGGAUGAAUCUCUUAACAAUUACAGUGGACAAUUCCCACGUUGAUUAUCGUUUCGAUAGGUUUCGCCAAGACUGUUAAGUUACAACUUACAAGGGUCAUGUAAAUAUAUAGCACAAAUUGUUGUAUGAGAAGAUGACACCGAGAGACGUGCCUUAUACUUGGUUGUAUGAGUCAUCUAAUAUAUUAUAAGAACAUGAACUCCUUGUUUAAGAUCAUCUCACUUAGAGACGGUCUGUUACAAGACUAGCUGCUCCAUAUAUAGAUGGAAUGUGUUAUUUGUUGUGUUUGUGUGAUUGCAUGUGAAAAUUACAUAGUUUGGCUUCAGGGGAGGAUCCAUAUCAAUUCAUUGCUGUCAAUUGGAGAUAAGUUGGUAUCUGAUACUACUCUUUGAUCUUCCCCACAACAAACCAAUGUUCGACGCCUACACUCAACAAGAACCAUAGCAUCUUUUUAGUUUUUUAUUUUCUAAAACUCUUCUUCUUUGGUAAAUACUUCCCACCUCCCUUUUCUCUUUUUCAAAUUAGAAAUUAACUUUUAGAAGUAUAUUUUAUGUAU
Messenger RNA from Amaranthus tricolor (Joseph's coat), 3538 nucleotides. Its product is annotated as leucine-rich repeat receptor protein kinase HPCA1-like. The transcript has 19 exons. Gene Ontology annotation, biological process: protein phosphorylation. The record is from RefSeq and is a predicted model, not a curated record. Lineage: Eukaryota; Viridiplantae; Streptophyta; Magnoliopsida; Caryophyllales; Amaranthaceae. Bases 391 to 3027 code for a protein of 878 amino acids. Gene Ontology annotation, molecular function: protein kinase activity; protein binding; ATP binding.